Messenger RNA from Antechinus flavipes (yellow-footed antechinus), 6896 nucleotides. It is a transcript of the gene TMEM121B, whose product is annotated as transmembrane protein 121B. The transcript has a single exon. The record is from RefSeq and is a predicted model, not a curated record. Bases 1723 to 3492 code for a protein of 589 amino acids. NCBI's taxonomy places the organism in Eukaryota, Metazoa, Chordata, Mammalia, Dasyuromorphia, Dasyuridae.
AUCUCCAACUUAGUGAUGUGAUGAGUACAAGUCACAAAAGUGGGUAGUCAUCCAGGAAUGAAUUCACAAGCUCAAAUCAUCUCUAAGUCGAGGGGCAAACCUUUAUUGUGCAGCUUAACAAUCAGGGAAAGAACCUAGAGCAAGGUGUGGUAAUUAUGCUAAUUCUGUGCAUUAGUAAAUCAACUGGUGAUCCUGAUCAUCCUAUUUAUACAAAAUAGUCUUGGGAGUUGAUUCUAUAAUUUAUCUUUCAGGUUGCAUACAGUACCAGUGGGGGGUCAAUACAGGAUAGUUCUGUCUGUAUAAGAUAACUCAAGAGGAUCAGCUUGCUUCUCCCUGGGGCUCAGUCAGAUACUGGGUUACUGUCAGAGACAUGGUCUUUUUCCUGGAGCCCAUCAAGAAGGGUCAUUUUCCUUCCAUGACUUCAAAUUUUUCCCUUAUUAAAAAGCUUUUUUUUUUUUAAAGUAACAUUUCAUUGUCUUUGAUAAUAUGUAAUUCACAUUCAGUUCCCAUAGUUCUCUCUCUGGAUGCAGGUGGCUCUGUCCUUCACAAGUUUAUUGGAAUUACCCUGAAUCAUCUCAUUGUUGAAUAGAGCCAAGUGCAUCACAGUUGAUCAUCACAUGAUCUUGUUGCUUUCUCACUCUUUUCAAAUCAUUGCAUCUACUACAGAGAGUAAGGAAGAACCUUUAGGGUGGGGAUUUUUGCAUAUUUGUCGAACUCUACUGCUUAGCAUAAUGCCUUGAAGAAUGUCCUCUUUUGAACUGAAUUUAUUCCUCUCCUUUCUCUAUUGCCAUGUUCUUACUACACAUCCAGAAACCUGACCUGAUGCCAUAGUGCUUUGUUCACCUGAUAGGCAAUGCAGGGUAGACAGUAAGGAUUAGAGAGGCUAUAAUUCACUUGUAGCCCCUUCAACUCCAUUUUGGCAAAGACAAAAGAGCUACCUCUCUGGCCUAUUUUCUCCUCUUAGAGGUAACUAGAUAGUGAAAUGGAUAGAGUUGGCGGGGGAGUUGGGAAGAUCCUUAGCAUUUAUAGCAGUAUGACUCUAGGUGAGUAACUUACAUCAGAGUAACUUCUGAUGGCCUCAAUUUCCUCAGUUGUAAAAUAGGGAUCAUAGCUUCUACCUCACAGAGUUGGGAGGAAAGAGAUGUUUGAAAAACACACAGCACAUAGUAGAUGUUUUAAAAAUGCUUGUUCCCUUCCCUUAUGCUUGUUCCCUUCCUUUGUCCUUCCCAGCAGAGAUUAAGCAGAUUUGCUAAGAACUUCGGGUCUCAUGGCAGCUUCUCAGCUCCUAUCUUCACCAUUAUAUUUCAACCUUUUUUUCCCCAAGAUAAAUCCAGCAAACCAGGUUUAUGUUCCUCUUUCCCAUUUUAUUUUCCUUCCUUACUGAAUCCAGUCCUGGUUUCCUUUCCGCCUAUCUUUCUUCUUCCCUUCCUCUUCUCCCUCCCUUCCCGGGCUUUCUCUUAGCAAACACCCCCUCACCAUCACCCCCGCCCAUCACCGUCUGUCUCCUCAGUUCCCACUCUCUCCCACUCUCUGGCUUAGCUUGCCAGUCCGGCAGCUCUACUUCGGAUCUCUUAACCACCUGGUCCAGUAACGAGACCUAGCAGCUGAGGAGGAGGAAGCGGAGAAGAUCGCCAAGGCUUCCCACGGCCACCUCGCCGCCCCCAGGGGUUGGCGGGGAAGGAGCAGCUGGGAGCCCCCCCAGAAGCACUUCUUCAGAAGACAAUGCACUCGGCGCUUCGCAACCACAGUCCAGUCUCCUCUUCCUCCGGCUCCUUUCCACCGCCCCCAGCCGCUUCCCAGCUGCAGCCGUUCUUUUUUCGGGGGGGUUCGUACCGCAGCUGCCGGAGGGGCUCUAAGGAUAGCAGCACCAGCACCAGCACCAGCCCCAGCAGGGGAGGAGGAAGGAGACGAGGCAGAGGAGGCGGCAGCUUCGGCGGCUCCCCAAGCAGCAGCACAGGAGUGGAGCGGGAAGACGAAGACGAAGAGAGCAUCAGUAUUAGCAAACCCCUGGUGCCCGCCACAGCUUCUGGCCCCCUGCAGCCCCCUGCUCAAGGAGGCGCUCAACUGAUCGCUCACACCGCCUCCUUCUCCUGCUCUUCCUCCAAGUCCACAUCCACCUCCUCUUGUAGUAUGACCGCAGUGGAUUUUGCCGGCGGGGGUGGAGCGGGACCCAUUGGAGGGCCAGGGGGCCGUUCGUCCGGGGGCCCCGGUGGGCCCAGCGGCGGCAGCGGCUCCUUUUGCUGCGCCUGCUGCUGCUGUUGCUGCGGCCACUCAUCCAGGCCCCCGUCCAGGGGUCGGCGAGGCUGUUGUGCCCCUACUUCUGAGUGCAAGUGGGGUUACCAGGCGCUGUCCGUGGUGCUGUUGCUGGCUCAAGGCGGGCUGCUGGACUUGUACCUCAUCACUGUCACCGAUCUGUACUGGUGCUCCUGGAUCGCCACGGAUCUGGUGGUCGUGGUUGGCUGGGCCAUUUUUUUCGCUAAGAACAGCCGGGGCCGAAGAGGAGGAAGUGCUGCCAGCUUGCACAAUCAUUACCAGCACCACCACCACUCGGCACCCCCACCUCUCCACCUGCCCGCUUCAUCGGGCGCAGCCGUGGGAGCCGGGGCUGGAGGCAAAGUGCGGGGUCGCGGGGGUGGGGGCGGCCUGGGAGAUGGUUUGGACUCUGCCGGCUCGGGGGGAGAAUUCGCCUUUGCCUAUUUGGCCUGGCUGAUCUACUCCAUCGCCUUCACGCCCAAGGUGAUUUUGAUACUUGGCACGUCCAUCCUGGACCUAAUCGAACUACGAGCGCCAUUCGGUACCACGGGCUUUCGUCUCACUAUGGCGCUCUCUGCGCCCCUGCUCUACGGUUUGGUACGGGCCAUCAGUGAGGCUGGCGCCCCCCUGGGAUCGGCAGGACCCCUGCUCCUACAGCCCCAGCAGCACCGCGCCGCUGGCUGCUUCCUGGGCACUUGCCUGGACUUACUGGACAGCUUCACCCUGGUGGAAUUGAUGUUAGAAGGCCGGGUACCUCUGCCUUCCCACCUACGCUACCUGCUCAUCUCUGUCUACUUCCUGACGCUCACUUCUCCAGUGCUCUGGCUCUAUGAACUCAACACCCCCACGCCCACGGGAGCCCCGUCCUGGGGAUCCGGGGCCGGGGGCUGUAGCAGGCUCCUGAGAUUGCUGGCUGGCUGCUUGGUGGACGUGCCUUUGUUGGCCUUGCGCUGCCUUCUGGUGGUGAGCUACCAGCAGCCGCUCUCAGUGUUCAUGCUCAAGAACCUCUUUUUCCUUGGUUGCCGGGGAUUGGAAGCCCUGGAGGGUUGUUGGGGCCAAGGGAGUCUGGGUUCUCCUAACAGAAUCCGAGGAGGCUACGGAGUCCCUCCCCCAGCUCCGCCCCCAUCUCCACCGCCGACCACCCCUCAGGGAGGUUCUCAGUUGGGUCACUGCAUCCCAGAGAAUGACACGGGACCCCAUGGCUACGUCAAUACCCUGGUUGUCUCCUCCCAAAAUUAAGGAAGAAGUCACAUCUUGACUUCUCAUACUUUCUACUUCUCACCCAUGUUCCCACUUGUUCUUUCUACUUUUCCUUCAUCUAGAUCUGGAUCAGAUUAUCCUUAGGAAGGGAAAACUACUAUAAGGACCUUCCCACUACCAUGUUACUGUUUUCCUGUAAGAGAGCUGCUUUCUGGGGUAAGGAGCAAUAGACAGUGAGGAAAGUGGGUCCUUUUAAUCUAUUGCAAAUUCAUCCUUCCUCCUCCUUCCCAGACUCAAGCCUACAAAAGAACAACUAAUAAGCUGAAGAGCUUUUCCCCCCUCUUGCUCCUCAUCAUUUCCCAUACAAAUUAUGUAUGUGUACAGUCAUUAUAGGGGAAGGUGAGACAGAGGGGGAAACAGUAGGAGAGGGACCUGAGGUUUAGCUAACUCAGUCCCUUGUCUUGCUCUCAGUAAGUAACAGUUCUCCCUGUAUAAGGCUCUCCCAUGCUAGGGUCAGUGAUAACCUAUGCCCAACAAGUGGUAAUGGACCUAACCACUUUGUUUUUUUCUCUUUCCCUGAUGAACUUUUUGCAAGCAGAGAGGGAGGUAUGUGGUACAAAGAACACUGACCUUGGAGUCAGAUAACAUGACUUUGAAUUUUGGCACUGCCAUUUACCAUGUGUAAUAGCUUAGGCAAACUACUUAACCUUUCAGGCCAGUUUUCUCACUUGUAAAAUGAAAGCUAGGUGACCUCAAAAGUCCUUUCUAGCUCUUAAUUUUUAUAAGUGAUGGCCAUAGGAUGUGUUAGUGAGUGAAUGUGUGUAUGUGUAAUGUAUGUGUGCAUUUUUGUCACUUACCAGGUGAUUCUUUCCACUUGGUAAGAGACAAGAAGCAAUGAGCUUUGCUCACUUCCUUCUCCUCAACUUUCCACUCAUACUUGAACAUGACUGAGUAGAAAACACUGGAUCUGGAGUCAGAUGAGCUGGGUUAAAAUCCUAGCUUUACUAAUUACUUACUACCUUUGUGACUUUAGGCAAAUCACUUUGUGUCUCUGGGCCUCAGUUUUCUGAUCUAUAUAUGAAGGGAUCGGUCAUGAAGUGGAAAGAAUGUUAGCUUUGGAGGCAAAGGACAGCUCCAGUAUUUACUACCUGUGUGAUCUUGGGCAAGUCACUUAAACUCUCUAAGCCUCAGUUUCCUCAUCUGUAAAAUGAGGGGGUUGGAUAAGAUUGCCUUUAAAGUACCUUCCAACUCUAAACAUAUGAUUCUAUGAUUCCUAAAUUCCCUUCCAGUUCAAAAUCCUAGGAUUCUAGGAACUCAUGGCUAUGCAUCCCUGAGUGAGCUGAGCACCUGGGAUUUAUCCAGAUGUUUUCAGGCAGGGUAAAUGUUUCCUCCUAUCCCUUCCCAGUCCAGAUCUCCUCUCCAGCUCUGGAUGUGUUUUUUCUUUUUUCUUUCUUUCUUCCUUCCUUCCUUCCUUCCUUCCUUUCUUUUUUUUUUUAAUAUUUCAAGGACCAAACCACCCUUUCUUGGGUGAGUAAGAAUUACUACCUCUGUGUUUUGAACCUUUGUUGUAUUGUGCACUGAUGUUGCUUACACACACAUAAAAAGGAAAAAAUUGAAUUAAAUUUUGUCCUUAGAUCCUGCUGAUUUGAUGCCAGUGAUAACAGGAUCUGUUAGCUACCAGUCCUACUAUUCCCCUCUUCGCUGCCAGAACUCUUAUUUUCCUUGUGCCAAGAAUAUGGCUUAAAGUGAGUUGUCUUGGGUUCUUGGUGGAUGGAUUUUGGGGUAGAUUUGCUUUUCCUAAGGGGAGAAAUAGGGGAGACCACUCUCUUGUCAAUGCCCCUUCCAAGAGCUUUUAGUGGAACAGAAAAGAUUAUGUUGCUUAGGUCAAAAAUGGAGUGAGUUCAAGAGGAUAGAAUUGAGGGAUGAAAGUGGAUAAGGGUGGGUAACAAUAUUGUCAAUAUUUCUCUGUGCCACCUUUAUUGAUUUCUGUGGUAAUUGAUGAAGAAGGGAGCUUGUUACAACCAGGGCUUACCUUGAUUGGUGAGUUUUGUGAAUUUUCAUAUAUGAUAUUCUGAGGAUUUUUGUUGUUCGUGUUGUUUUCGUGGGUGGGGUAGGAAAUUGUAGGGAUCAGGGUAAGAUGAAACUCCCUUUCCUUCAGUUGCUAGCUGUCAAUUAAAUAGAACAGGAAAGAAGAGAGAGGAACUCUCCUUUUCUUUUCCCUUAUUGACUUAUAAAGGAUAGACUAUUAAAGCCCUGGUUCUAACAUUCCUUGGUAAGAUGACCUAGCUAAAAAAGUACUUAGGAUGGGCGGACAUGGGUGACAAAUAUAGAAAACCUGAUAUGCACUCACAACGGUAUUUCUGAGGUUGUGGGUAAGCAGCUAAGGGUAGGAGCACAAGACAUAUUGCUGUGAGGGGCUUAUAAUGACUACUAUUAUCAGAUUUUUCCUAGAUCCUUCCCUUUUGUCCCCUCCCCCAUGCAUGAGGAAGGGAAAACAAGAGCCAAGUAAUAUAUCACUGGCUCAAAGAAAUGGAACCAGUGAGCCCGAUUUUGAAGAAAGCCUCCACUAAAACAUUCCCAGAACAAUCUAAUCCCUUUGGGAUUUCAUAAAGAGUAAAUAAGAAGGAUAUGACAGAGGGAAUUUGAAAGAGUGACAAUGCUGUCAUUCUUUUCCUACUUGCUUUCCCUGCUCUUCCUGUCAUUGAUUGUACAAGACUUUUGAACUUUGGAACCAACUAUUAUUUUCUUCUUUUGCAUUUCUAACUUCUCCUUGUAAUCCCAUUUGCUAAAGGGCUGAGGGCCUUGGUCCCAGAUUUACCUUAGAAAGCACAAGAUGCAUUCUCCAAUUCUCCUUCCUUUUUUCCACAUCUUUCCAUCUCCUGUUUUUUGAGAGAAAACAAUUCUCUGAUACAUAAAAUAAAUGUGAAAAGAUGACUGCGUUGGAGCCAUGAUCAGCUUCCUAACUGGUAUCUAUUCCUAUUCCUUUGCUAUCAUUUGGACAAUUUUGGUGCUGUGAGUGAUUGUGACUAUAAAACCUUGGAAUGCUAUUAGCUUUUCCGAAGUGAUGCUAGAAUGAAUGUGAAGGAGCUGCCACCUCUCUGGUCAUGGAUAAAGGAUGAUUAUACUCGAGAAAACUUCAGCCAAAGACAGACCAGCCCAAGCAAAAAGACAUCUUUUCUCAGUUGUAAAAAUGCUUUGAAUUCUUUUGGCAGUUAUUAUAAUUACUUCAUUAUAAUUGCUCAUGUAAGCUCUGAGUUACCAUUAUCUUAAUUCCCAUUCCAUUGAUGAGUUGGGUGCCCAGAAUUUAUCUAACUACAUCUCCCAUCUCCUCUUUGUGAUAUUAGGGGUGCCCCUGGGAGUUAACAAGGUUAUUGUUUCAAGCACUCAUUGUGCUCGAUGUUCUCUGUUCCCUCUGUACAUGUCAAUUAUAAGUUGAUAACCAA